Messenger RNA from Lucilia cuprina (Australian sheep blowfly), 1508 nucleotides. It is a transcript of the gene sea, whose product is annotated as putative tricarboxylate transport protein, mitochondrial. The coding region runs from base 190 to 1143 and encodes 317 amino acids. The record is from RefSeq and is a predicted model, not a curated record. Lineage: Eukaryota; Metazoa; Arthropoda; Insecta; Diptera; Calliphoridae. Gene Ontology annotation, biological process: mitochondrial citrate transmembrane transport. The transcript has 4 exons.
GGCACUGUAUCGUACGAUUGUUUUUUCUUUUUUGUCUGUGGACAACUAUCGAGUUGACUGGCUGGAAAAAAACAAACUUUAAUGAACGCGUUUUAAUAAAAACCUAUCAUCGAACAGUGUCCGAAGAAUUCCAAACUCAUCUUCAUUCCGUACGUGUAUAUAAAUAACUUAAUAUAUAUCCAAGUUAUAAUGGAUCGUCCUAUUGGUGCCUUCGUUAAUCCCUUUGGCCAGCGUCCCUGGAUGGCACAGACUGGUGCUGCAGCUCCAAGUGGCGGUGGUAAAGGUUUAAAAGGUAUAAUUGCUGGCGGUAUUACCGGCGGCAUAGAGAUUUGCAUCACAUACCCUACGGAAUAUGUCAAAACACAAUUGCAAUUAGAUGAGAAAGGUGCCAAUAAAAAAUACAACGGAAUCGCUGACUGCGUGAAAAAGACAGUCAAACAAAGAGGUUUCUUUGGCCUUUACAGAGGUUUGAGUGUUUUGUUGUACGGAAGUAUACCGAAAUCUGCAGCUAGGUUUGGUGCAUUCGAAACAUUACGUGGUCAUAUGGCUGAUGCGAAUGGCCAACUGAGUACUUCUGGAAAAUUGUUGGCUGGUUUGGGAGCUGGUGUAUGUGAGGCUGUGUUAGCUGUAACACCCAUGGAGACCAUUAAAGUGAAAUUUAUUAAUGAUCAACGUAGUGCGAAACCUCAGUAUAAAGGAUUUGCUCAUGGUGUAGGCUGCAUCAUAAAAGCAGAAGGUAUUAGCGGCAUUUACAAGGGUUUAACGCCUACCAUCUUAAAACAGGGUUCCAAUCAAGCAAUUCGCUUCUUUGUUAUGGAAUCUCUUAAGGACCUGUAUAAGGGUGAUGACAAAAAUAAACCAGUUCCUAAAUUAUUGGUUGGUGCAUUCGGUGCUUUUGCCGGUGCUGCUUCAGUGUUUGGUAAUACUCCUUUGGAUGUGGUCAAGACUCGCAUGCAAGGUUUAGAAGCCUCCAAAUACAAAAAUACUGCCGAUUGUGCUAUGAAAAUUUGGAAGAAUGAAGGUGUUACCGCUUUCUAUAAAGGCACAGUACCUCGCCUAGGUCGUGUCUGUCUUGAUGUGGCCAUAACAUUCAUGAUUUAUGACUCAUUUAUGGAUUUAUUCAACAAAGUGUGGAAAGACUAAAUAAUUUACUUCAUCGACUAAAUCCGACUUAAACUGUGUACUUUUUUUUUAGUUUAUUUCCUUUAUAUAUUAAAAUAUUAUUGGCUAUACUAGUCAAUGCCCAGUUAAUUAUUAACAUCUUGCUAGUUACUUUUUAGUUACAUUUACAUAAUGUAUGUGCACGUCGAUAAUGUUUUUUUUUAAGAUUGACACUAUUAUAAAUGUGAUGCAAAAGAAACAUUCUUUGGAAAUUGCAUUUAAAUAAAUAUUACGUAUAUAUAUAUAUGUGUGUAUAAAUUUAUUUUUACUUACAAACUUUUCUGUUUAUUACUCGUAAAAACAACCAUGUAUAAACUUUAUAAUAAUAAAUACUACUAUAUUGUAUA